Molecule: messenger RNA, 2404 nt
Organism: Syngnathoides biaculeatus (alligator pipefish)
Lineage: Eukaryota; Metazoa; Chordata; Actinopteri; Syngnathiformes; Syngnathidae
Gene: nos1apa
Product: nitric oxide synthase 1 (neuronal) adaptor protein a
Exons: 11
Coding region: 547-2103 (518 amino acids)
Molecular function (GO): nitric-oxide synthase binding
Source: RefSeq, a predicted model, not a curated record
AUCAAGUUGAGACACGCGCACAAGCUGGAGAAUCGACAAACUACAGCCAGGCCCACCAGUCGAGAGUUUUGCAAGUGCACAGCGUGUUGCGAAAGUGCGCCUGGCCAAAGUUGUCGCCACGCAGGGGUCGCAGCGUGCGCUUCCCAGUACGGCCGCCAGAUGUCGCCCAAGACAAGACCGUCCACUCUUGCCGGAAUUCGGAGCUUCUGCUGUGUUUUUUUUUUUCCUCGAAGGACGAGAAGCGCUCGUGAGCCGUCAAGUUGAGCCUUUGACGUUCGGUUCGAUGCAGCCGAGCGGCGUAGGAAACCGCGAUCACGCGCUGACCUUUUGUGCCGAGCGACGGGCGCGCGUAAAUCCUCCGUCGUGCGUCGGUGGACGACGCGGGUGGGGGCGGGGCUAAUGCGCACAUCGAUCAGCGAUCAGCUGCAGUCGCCCGACCGCCGACCCGGGUGACCUCGAGGGAGUGACGUGCGCCGGCGGGGUGGGGGUGGGGGGCGGUCUGAAGCCAAACAAGUGUGGAGUCCGCAAUCGGUCGCCGGAUGCGCGAUGCCGGGGGUGACCAAGUACAAUUUGGUGGACGACUGCCUGGAUUUGAGGGUCCCGAUGCAUAACGACGAGGUGUUCCAGCAUGGAGUCUGCUUCCAGGCAAAGUACAUCGGGAGCUUGGAAGUGGGUCGUCCCGGCAGCCGCAUGGAAAUUGUCGCCGCAAUGAGAAGAAUCAGAUAUGAAUUCAAACAGAAGAACAUCAAGAAGAAGAAGGUCAACAUCGUCGUUUCUACGGAUUUUGUCAAAGUGAUAUUAAGAAAAAAGAAGCGAAAAGGCUGGACAUGGGAUGAGAACACAAUCUUGGUGACUCAGGAUCCGAUAUUCAGGAUUUUUUACGUCUCCCACGACGCGCAAGACCUAAAGAUCUUCAGUUACAUCGCACGAGACGGCGACAGCAACCGUUUCCGCUGCAGCGUCUUCAAGUCCAAGAGGAAGUCUCAGGCCAUGCGGAUUGUGCGGACGGUCGGUCAGGCGUUCGACGUGUGUCACCAGCUGACCCUGCAGAAGAAAACGGACGAGCGGCAGGAUGAUGAGGCCGAGGAGGAGCAGCCCCAAGCGACGGCAGCGGACAAGAGGUUUGCCUUGUCAGAGGACACCGACCUUGAAGCCACAACAGAGGAGAGCAUCGAGUGCAACACUUCAUCAGACACGGAGAGGAACAAGACGGUCCUCGGCAAUGACGGCAAGGGCUCCGACGGCGGCUCGCUUCUGCUCAACUCCCCGGCCGACGAGGCUCCCGUCGCGGCUCGGUCCGCCGCGGAGGGUCCCAGCGCUUCGGAGCACCACGUCCAGCUUUUGCAGAAGCAGUUGGAGCAGCAGGAGCAACAGGCGCUGGCGGCGUCGGCUCAGGUGCACGUGCUCCGGGGGCAGCUUUCCGUGGAGGCGUGCGCUCGAAGCGAGGCCCAGACCAGAGUCCAGAGGCUGCUGCAGCAGAACACCGACUUGCUGCAGCACAUCUCCCUGCUGGUCAAACAGAUCCAGGAACUGGAGCUGAAAGCCGGCGGACUCGAUUUCACGUCCAGGGGCUCUCAGGACAGUCUUCUGGAGAUCACUUUCCGUGCACGACCCCCCAGCACGCCCAGCGAACCGCUGACGCCGUCUCCCUCGACAGGCCCGGCCGCCUCCCCGUCCCAGCAGCUCCAGACCAGCGACAGCGGCUGGCUCUCCUUCCUUCCGCGGUCCUCCUCUUCAAGCACCACGGGCGCCGAAAGCAGCCCCCUCAGCCUCGCCGGCAACGCGGUGCGUCUGGAGUGCUUCCGGUUCUCCUCGCGAGUUCCGGAAGGUCAGGAGCGAGGCCAGGCAACGGGCCAGGCGCCCGACGACGGGGCUCCGGAUGACGGCUCGCUGCCGGGCGAGGAGGUCCUGGGAGCUCUGGAGCUCCUCCGCUUCAGGGAAUCGGGAAUCGGCUCGGAGUACGAAUCCAACACGGACGAGAGCGACGACCGGGACAGUUGGGGGCUCGGGGAGGGGGCCGGCCUGGACGGUGCCGCUCGACUUUUCCGCGUGUUGAAUACCGAGAGCCUGCCGGACUGUUUAGGGGAUGAGAUGGCCGUGUAGAAGCGGCCGUUCUCGACUUCGCACUCGUGCGUCAUCGCGCAGACGUGAACAUCACCAAAAAAGAAAGUUUUCAAAAUGUCUACACUUGUCAAUGUUGUGGCAAAGGAGGCUUGAAGUAGCAUUCGUAACACACGCGCGCAUGUUGAGUGAUAAAUGUAAUAUAUGUAUCGAGAAUUACCCUGUUCAAAGCUAACGCUAAUGUUCUGUUUUUCAGUCGAAGACUGUCUCCACAUUUGGCUUCAACAUUAAAGGGUCAUCUUGCACUUUACCGGCGCGCACUUCAAUAAAAGGUGAACGUGUG